CUGACCCGGGCUCAGGCUGCAGGCAGACAGACCCUCUGCUCCCUCCCGGAUUUGUACCGGCCACGCUGGGGAGCGUGGAAGCCCUCCCAGCCUGCCAGGCCACCUUCGCUUGCAGAGCUUCCCUUUGUAACCCCAAACGUGCCUUUCCUAAGGGCGCGUGAGGCUCCCUGGGGAAUCUCUCCCUGCUCUGGAUCACAACCAACUCUUGAGGGAAGGGCAGAGGUGGGGAGCAGGGCUGGAUCGCCUUCCCGGCAGGCGCUGGGGAAAAGCUGCUUUGAGCUGGCGCGUCCCACCCCGCUCCAGGGCGGGGACUUUGCCAUCCAGGGCACGGCCAGCAAAGCUCUCCCCAUCCCCAACGAGGCACCCGCUCAGGACAGCAGCUGCCUAACAGCCUGAGGACCCGGACAAUAAGAGACUGACCAAACAGGAGAGCGAUGGCAACCAUCAAGGGGGUCUCGAGCUUCAGCGCUGAGCAAGAAGCACAUGCACUGAGGAAGGCUAUGAAGGGACUUGGCACGGAUGAAGAUGCCAUCAUCGAGAUCCUGACCAAACUAAACGUUUCCCAACGUCAGCAAGUUCUGAUCACCUAUAAAAGCAGUAUUGGCAGGGAUUUGAUUGAUGACUUGAAGUCUGAGCUGAGUGGGAAUUUCGAAAGGGUGAUCAUUGGUAUGAUGACUCCUACAACCCUGUACGACGUGCAUGAACUGAGGAGGGCUGUGAAGGGUGCAGGAACAGAUGAAGGUUGCCUGAUUGAAAUUCUGGCUUCUCGCACAAACGAAGAGAUUCGGCGCAUUAAUGAGAACUACAAAUGUCAAUAUGACUGUACCCUCGAGGAGGACAUUGUCUCUGACACAUCUUCCAUGUUUCGGAGAGUCCUUGUGUCCCUCGCGACAGGAAACAGAGAUGAGGGAACGUACGUGGAUGAAGCCCUUGCUCAACAAGAUGCUCAGUGCCUGUAUGAAGCUGGGGAGAAGAAAUGGGGAACAGAUGAGGUACAAUUUAUGGCCAUCCUCUGUACACGGAACAGAUACCACCUACUAAGAGUUUUUGAUGUAUACAGAGGGAUCGCUGGUAAGGACAUAACGGACAGCAUUAAAUCUGAGAUGUCAGGAGACCUCGAAGAUGCUUUGCUAGCUGUGGUAAAGUGUCUGCGAAAUAAACCUGCGUAUUUUGCUGAAAGACUGUAUAAAUCCAUGAAGGGCUUGGGAACAGAUGACAACACGCUGAUCCGAGUGAUGGUGUCCCGCUCUGAAAUAGACAUGCUGCAGAUCAGAAGGGAAUUCCUGACCAUGUACGGGAAAUCUCUCUACUCCUUCAUUAAGGGAGACUGCUCAGGAGACUAUAGGAAAGUUCUGCUCAGGCUCUGUGGUGGGGAGGAUUAAAGGAUGCUGGCUGCACUGCCUGGGUGAUGGGAAGCAUUUGAUCAUAAGGAUUUAUUUCUUUUUAAUUUUACCAAAUAUCUUAUUAAUUGCUGAGAGCAUUGACUUAGAUUAGUUAAUGCUCUGGUUAGAUUAUGGCCAUUCUGAUUAACUGUUUUGAUAGGCUUUUAUGCUUGGAAGACCUAUUUGUCUACUAAUUGGGCCAGCAAAGCCCAUCUUGAACAGAAUGCUGUAACCAAAUAUAUAAAAGUUAAAUUGUUCCCUGACAAGCUGUCCUUUUGCCAUUGCAUUCACCAGCAAAAUUUAUCAACUGAAACAAACUGGGAUGCAGAAUAUGAGAGGCUGCACAGGGAAAAAAAUUAACCUCAUCAAUACAUGCAAGAAUACAGAAUGCAGGCCUGCUUUAUCUUUUUUGCAAGACAAUUAAAACACAAAUCAAUCUUCUAAAAUACAAGCAUGUUGAUCUUAACUUGCCUUCUGUUAGUGUGGAGCAUUAACAGCCUUGCUGCACUUUAUAUAUAUAAUACUGCCUAUAGAUCUGUAGGUAGGGAAGAUGUCACUGGUGAUGUAAAAAACAGCUCUUGCUGCCCUGGUUCACAGGACAGCCCUGUGUCCUCGGCCUGUCUUCCCUGACUCAUGAGAGUAUAAAUCAUCAGGGUUGUUACAAACCUUUCCUCUUGAUAAAGUGAUGUCAUUAGAAUGGUGCCUUUAAAGAAUCGCCUGUCCCCACAAAUGUGUCUCCUCAGCACCUGGUGCCUCUGCCUCACCUGGCCUUCCACACCAACCUCUGGAAGAGACUUUUCCCCCAGACCCUACACACCUGCCUGUUAAACUGAGUGUUGUUUUCACUGCAAAAAUGUGGUUCAUUUGGUUUAGAAAAUCUUUUAUUUUUUCUUUAGCUGUUGGUAUAUAAUCCUGUUUCACAGGCAUCAGACUGAGGGUAGAAUUAGAAGGCACGAGUACUGAUAUGGCUGACACCCCGUUCUGUCGCUCACUUUCUUCUAAAUUAGGCUGCUGUUGGCUUGAAUAGGAGAUAGUUCUGUGGCCUCAAAUAAAAUGUUUUUCUUUUUCACUCUCUUUGCUGUAAUGGGAGAUACAUUCCUUAGUUUUGGUGGGAGAGGGGGCAGGGCUUUUUCCAGUUCUACCAAAGUGUUCUGCUCAGUGAAAGAAAAAUCGUCUUACCCAGUAGAACAGGCGAACAGAUGCACUCAGGCUUGGGUUUGUGUUUCAACGCCUUGUGUUACAUUGCUGAGUUUUUUAACAUUAAUAAAACAAUUCCUUUCCUUA
Molecule: messenger RNA, 2666 nt
Organism: Calidris pugnax (ruff)
Lineage: Eukaryota; Metazoa; Chordata; Aves; Charadriiformes; Scolopacidae
Gene: ANXA4
Product: annexin A4
Exons: 13
Coding region: 435-1382 (315 amino acids)
Cellular component (GO): cytoplasm
Molecular function (GO): calcium ion binding; calcium-dependent phospholipid binding
Source: RefSeq, a predicted model, not a curated record